Molecule: messenger RNA, 1479 nt
Organism: Lithohypha guttulata
Lineage: Eukaryota; Fungi; Ascomycota; Eurotiomycetes; Chaetothyriales; Trichomeriaceae
Exons: 7
Coding region: 1-1479 (492 amino acids)
Biological process (GO): transmembrane transport
Cellular component (GO): membrane
Molecular function (GO): transmembrane transporter activity
Source: RefSeq, a predicted model, not a curated record
AUGCGUGGGUUUUCAGUCGAAAAAGUGGACGACACUACCGUGCAAGAGCUCGACGCCGUCAAGGACGAUGCGGAGCUGCUUGACACUCGGCCAGAAAUUCUUCGGGAUCUCUCUAAAGAUGAUAUGGCUAGCAUGGAGAAGAAGCUGCUUCGCAAGCUCGAUAUCAGAUUGUUACCUAUCCUGAUCCUCCUAUUCGUCCUCAAUAUCUUAGACAGGAACGCAAUCGCAAACGCGCGUCUGGGCGGGCUGGAGGCCGACCUUGGCUUGACUGGGCUUCAAUAUCAGACAGCUGUCAUGGCUGUGUGGCCAGGAUAUAUCUCGAUGAUGAUCCCUUCAAACAUGGUACUGUCAGUCAUCAAGCCAAGAAUCUAUUUGCCUACAGUGGUCAUGGUAUGGGGAUUAGUGGCUGGUGCUAGUGGCUUCACUCAGAAUUUUGGCGGUAUUGUUGCUGUGAGGAUCCUGACCGGUGUUACUGAGGCGCCAUACUUUGUGGGCGUCAUUUUCUUGCUCUCCUGCUGGUACAAGCGAAAUGAGCUUCCGAUCCGAAUAUCCAUCUUCUACUCAGGUUACACGCUGUCUUCAGCAUUUGGGGGCUUGAUUGGCGCUGGCAUCAUAGGCAACAUGGAUGGCGUUGGGGGAUAUCGAUCAUGGAGAUGGCUCUUCAUCAUCGAGGGUGCUGCGACUAUCAUUUGCGGUAUUCCCGCCUUUUUCAUCUUGCCGAACUAUCCUGCAACAACGAAGUGGUUGAGCGAGCAAGAACGUGCUUUUGCACAAUGGCGCCUUGCUACUGAAGCCGACGGAGAGGAAGAUACAGUCCAAGGUUCUGUUAUGCAGGGUCUGAAGGAUGCUUGUACCGAUUCGAAGGUGUGGCUGCUAGUAAUUAUCCAGACCGGAGCUGUCAUGGGCAUGUCCUUCACCUACUUUUUUCCGAGCAUUGUUGCCACACUUGGCUAUCCUCGAGUCAUAACACUAUUAUUGACUGCACCUCCAUACUUUGCAGCUUUCCUAUUCUCCCUCGCAAACAGUUGGCAUUCUGGCAAAACCCUGGAACGAGGUUGGCAUAUCACGAUCGCUUGCGCCAUCGGCAUUGUCGGGCAGAUAACAGCCACUUCAACUCGUGUGAUCGGGGCUCGCUAUUUCGCCUUUUUCCUCUGUGCUUGCGGUGCAUUCUCAGCAUUCCAGGUCAUUCUCUCGUGGGUGUCAAGCACGAUUGCUAGGCCAAAGGCCAAGCGAGCUGUUGCUAUUGCCAUGGCCACUGCUAUCAGUAACGGUGUCGGCAAUAUUCCGUCAGCAUACCUGUACCCCACAACGGACGCUCCACUUUACCGCGUUGGUAGCGUAACCCUGACAUGUGCCUUGGCGAUAUGUGGUGUGACCUGUGUGGUUCUGAAAUACCUGCUGAAGCGUAUGAACAAGAGAGCAGAACAGAGAGACGCAGAAUCCAAUGCAGCUCUGACUACGUUCAGGUAUAUUACCUGA